GAAAAUGAAAAUUACGAUGAGUUUUUCACGGAUAUCUUUUGCUCUCCAACUCUUCUUUAUAUGCCACUUCAUUACAUCAGGUAAACUUAGAGAGGUGGAGGGAUGCACUAUUUACAUUAGUAACAAAUGCCCCUUCCCUAUAUGGCCAGCAACAGCCCCAAACACGGGCCAUCCAGUUUUAGCAAACGGUGGCUUCUAUCUUCCGCCGGGUAAAAUUCGCCCAGUUGUAGCCCCGGGGGAUUGGAGUGGACGUAUUUGGGCUCGAACCGGCUGCAAUUUUGACGUACCCUCCAAUCACAAACCAGCAUGUGAAACUGGUGAUUGUGAUGGAAAACUCGAAUGUGAAGGAACUAUAGGCCUUCCUCCAGCUACACUAGUAGAAAUGACUAUUCAAUAUGACAAAAGACAGCUAAGUUUCUAUGAUGUGAGCUUAGUUGAUGGAUAUAACCUCCCAGUUUCGGUAACAAGUUAUAAGCCAGCAUCAUCAAAGUGCUUUAUUAGAGGGUGCACCAAAAACUUGAAAGACACGUGCCCGAUCGAACUUCAGGUUGUAAAUGGUGAAGGGCAAGUGGUGGCGUGCAAAAGUGCUUGCUUGGGUUUCAAUCUUGACUCGUUUUGUUGUAGGAACAAAUAUGAGAGUCCUGAAAAAUGCAAGCCGAGUGUGUACUCGAGUUUGUUCAAGAAAGCUUGUCCCUCUUACGUUACGUAUGCUUUCGAUACGCCUUCGCCUGUGGUCAGCUGUUCAUCCGAUCAAUUGGUUAUAACUUUCUGUCCAGAUAAAUGGGGCACUGAACAUUCGUCUGCUUGAUGCAAUUGGGGAUUAAUCUCUAGUUUAUACAAUCAGCAAGCUGGAAUAUUGUCAAAUGUACACGAAAUGAUCUUUGAUUCCAUAUUCAUAAUUUCUUCAUAAUAAAGAGUUUAAGUUAUAUAUGUUCAUAUCAUGAUCAGAUCACCUUUAAUUUAGAUAAUCAAAUGUUGGUAAACUAGUAAAAUUGAUAGGCAACUUCGUUGAGGUUGGGCUUCAAAACUGUUAGAAUGAAAUUAUUAAACGAAGACCAAAUUGGUUUAAUUGUGUUGAAAAUGAAGACGGUUAUCCAA
Solanum dulcamara is the source of this 1098-nucleotide messenger RNA. RefSeq names its product thaumatin-like protein. Lineage: Eukaryota; Viridiplantae; Streptophyta; Magnoliopsida; Solanales; Solanaceae. The coding region runs from base 5 to 808 and encodes 267 amino acids. The transcript has 3 exons. Gene Ontology annotation, cellular component: extracellular region. The record is from RefSeq and is a predicted model, not a curated record. Gene Ontology annotation, biological process: defense response.